CCGUGGCGGUGGGGACCGUGGGCCGGGCCGGCCGGGCGGCGGAGGAGAAGGCGGCUGCUUAGCGGGCUCGGCAUGGCCCCGGCCCGGCUGCCCCCGCUGCUGCUGCUGCUGGUGGUCGCAGACUGCGCCUGGCGGCCGGCGCGGGGCCAGGAGGCGCCGCAGACCCCGGACUGGCGGAUGACGCUGAAGACGAUCCGCAAUGGCGUACACAAGAUCGACAUGUACCUGAACGCGGCCCUCGACCUGCUGGGCGGCGAGGACGGGCUCUGCCAGUACAAGUGCAGCGACGGAUCAAGGUCCGUUCCUCGCUAUGGAUAUAAACCAUCACCACCAAAUGGGUGUGGAUCCCCUGUAUUUGGAGUUCAGUUUGACAUUGGUAUCCCUUCAAUGACAAGGUGCUGCAAUCACCAUGACAGAUGCUAUGAUACUUGUGGCAAUAAAAAAAAUGAUUGUGAUGAGCAGUUUCAGACCUGCCUCUCAAAAAUUUGCAGAGAUGUGCAGAAAACGCUUGGAAUCUCAGAGAGUGUCCAGGCUUGUGAAUCAACUGUUCAGCUGCUGUUUGAUGCAGUUAUACAUUUGGGAUGCAAACCGUACCUGGAUAGCCAGAGAGCUGCUUGUAUGUGUCGUUACGAGGACAAAACAGAUCUCUGAAAGAAGGCACUGAGACCUCAUGGUGUAGAACAAAGCUGAAGAUUCAGCCAAAAUGAAGCAAGGCUUCUGUUACAAACCUUUGUGCUUUUCAGACAGUGAUACAUUAAACACUGACAGGAAUUUACUGAUUUGAAGAUCACUACAAUACUCUUAAUCAUGUAAAAAAAAAAGAAUUACGUCCUUCUCUCCAUUUUAUAUCAGAAGCUUGGGAACUGAAAUUGCUUUCCUUUGGUGUUUGUUCACCUAGGACAUGCUGUUUUAAAAUGCUGGUGCCAUUUUAAUGUUCCCAAGAAAACUCCAUAGUGGGGAUGUCAGACACAUCAAAGAGUUAAUAUUGAAUUCUCAGGUGAUUUUUAAUACAGGUCAAAUUUGGGUUUACUAGCAGUUGAAGCAUCUGAUGGGUUCAACAGGAAAGUGUGUGUUGUGUGUACCAUUAUGACAUCUUACACAGGCUGUAUUUGUGUGUUUCUGCUGCAAUUGCCUUCAGUUCUCUCUCAUGUAUGUGAGAGUUUUGUAUGCAGGUUUGUUGUUAAAGAAACAAGGAAAAUGCCCCAAGCCAAUGUACACGCACUACAUAUUUCUACCUGAUUCUGUAUCAAUGCCUUGCUUCUGCAGCACUUUUCAGAUCAAAUAUGUUGAUCCUUUUAAGGGCUCUCCAGUAACAUGAACAGUUUGCAGCCCAAGGAUAUACUUUUGAUUUGACAGAAUGGUGAAAUGUAGUUUCUAUGUUAUGUGUUAAAAAUUCAUCAAUUCAUGUCUGUUUUUGAAUAAAACGUUUUGUGUUGGGUAUUGUAUGCUUGGAAAGUAUAUAUGUAUAAGUAUGUUGAUUUGUACUUCUGUUGUGGCACAACUUGGCUACUGUAUUCCUCUUUGCUUUCAUUUAGUCUGUUCUGAUGAAAACUAAAAGCAAGUUCCAUAGUUAAGAUCAGUGUGCCCAAAAAACUUAUUUAAGAUGCCCUCUGUGAGGCUGAUGGAUAUAUGAGCCUGUGCUUGUCAGCUGUUCCCUCUCCGACUUCUCUAGCUAAAAUCACCUGGUGUCUGAAUUAUUUGGCAUUUGCUCUUUGUACUCUCUGUGCUUGUUUCUUAUCUACAUAUGUCAGUCCUUAGUUAACUUUCGCAUUAGGUCCUCUGUUAGAUAAUGAUUUGCUUUCAUUAAAAAGCAGUUCUGCAUUGGAUAUUCGCAGGAGAGGAAUGAAAAUUAAAAUACUGCAUCUGUGAAACUAAAUGCAUAAAAUUUAGUGGACUCAUGGACUAUAAUGUAAUAUAAUUUCUUGUGGUUUUUCUUUACCAGUUGCGUUUUUGGUUUGUUACUAAAGCUUAGUGUAUGUGACAGUGAAUAUAAAGGCCUCAUAAACAAAAGUUUCUGCAGAAGUUCUUUGGUCAUGCCUCAAGGUUUCUUUUCUUAUUUGUGGAUAUGAAAUAGCACUAAAAGAGAAGUAUUACUGUAGAGUUUUAUGAAACUUUGCUAGAUGAACUUGUAGUUCCCCUAACUUCGGUGACAUUUAUUUUCUACCAAAGAAUUGAAACAAUUCUGAAUUACCCUGGAAUUCCAUGGUUGUAACCCUAAAAAUCUUUUCAACAUUAAAGCAGGGAAUGGUAAUGGUGUUGUCUGUUUAAAAUGGCAAAAAUACCACAAUGAGUCCAAACCACUGUAAUUCAGCUAGAUGGCUUGUUGAGUUCUGUACAAAUGGGAUUAAACUAGAUGCUUAAAUGAA
Molecule: messenger RNA, 2366 nt
Organism: Catharus ustulatus (Swainson's thrush)
Lineage: Eukaryota; Metazoa; Chordata; Aves; Passeriformes; Turdidae
Gene: PLA2G12A
Product: phospholipase A2 group XIIA
Exons: 4
Coding region: 73-651 (192 amino acids)
Biological process (GO): lipid catabolic process; phospholipid metabolic process; arachidonate secretion
Cellular component (GO): extracellular region
Molecular function (GO): calcium ion binding; A2-type glycerophospholipase activity
Source: RefSeq, a predicted model, not a curated record